AUGCAUCGCACAAUCUUUUUCCUGUGUGUGCCUCUCGUUUGCUUCUUAUUAAUCUCGACCAGCUUAUACUUGGGUCGCGAUCACAUCACUCGGUUAUCAGAGACGUACCUUCCUCUUUACGCCCCAAAUCUGGUAGCGACCACGUCUACAGUAACAAUAUCCUCUCCUUCCAGUUCGACGUCAACGUCGAAAUCAUCAUACACGGUUUAUGCUGAAAAGGUUUCUUCAUCCACCAUCAGCUCUUAUACAACAACUGCAACAGUAUCCUCUACAACUACCUCCGCUACAUCAAUAAACUCCGCCAUUCCGAUAAAAAAUGGCUCUAUACUCUCUACCGAGCGCAUCACACCUUAUAUUCACGCCAUCCUCGAUCCCUCAUCCAAAGAGCGCCCACGACUAGAAUGCCCUCCAUUGGACACCAAGCGAUACCAAGAACUCAAAAAGACACACGCCACCCACGACAACGACGAAGAUGAGGAACCCAUUGACUUUUACUUCGCCCUUAAUCUGCGCAACGUCGUCAACCUGCUCCCUCGUCUCAUGGGCAGUAUUGUUGAGACGAUAAAGUACCUUGGACCUGAACGAUGCGCCCUUUCAAUCGUCGAGGGCAAUUCCCCCGAUGGCACAGCUGAUGUCCUUGACGCUUUACACCCCUUCAUGGAGGAAUUGGGAAUAAGAUACUUUUACAACAAUUCAGCCAUCAACCCUUCCAAAGGUGCGCGUAUCCGCAAGUUGGCACAAUUACGCAAUUUGGCUCUUGAGCCGCUGUUUAAGAAGAAGGUGCCGGCCUCGGAUCAGACGACCGUUCUCUUCAUCAACGAUGUUGCAGCAUGUCCUGACGAUAUACUUGAGCUGGCAUACCAGCGUCGCAACCUCAAUGCCGAUAUGACCUGCGCUAUGGACUUUACUUACGCGGGUCCCGAUCCGACCUUUUACGAUGUCGCGAGAACACUUGCCGGAGACACUUUCUUUCCCAUCCCCAAGGACGGCUCAUGGGAUGACGCAUGGGAUCUAUUCAGAGGAAACAGAGAAGCACGAAUGGCAUACGACGCCCAUCUUCCCUUUCAAGUAUUCGCAUGCUGGAACGGCGCAACAGCAUUCACAGCAGCCCCGAUCCUGAACGGCCUACGAUUCCGCGACCCUAAAAAGGACGAAUGCUUCCAAGGCGAACCCCAACUAUUCUGCAAAGACUUAUGGCACAAGGGAUACCGGAAAAUUGCCGUCGUGCCCAGUGUUAGUCUGGAGUACACAAAUGCGAGGGGCAAGGACAUCAAGAAACUCAAGGGUUUUACGAAUGAAGUCGUGCAGCACAUGGAUGAGAGCAAGGCGAAUAUUAAUUGGCAGUACGAGCCACCAGAGAAGGUCAAGUGCAUGCCUACUUUUGAUCGCCAGACUUGGCUUCCCUGGGAUGAGUCAUUGAAGGACCGAAGACGAUAA
Fusarium coffeatum is the source of this 1437-nucleotide messenger RNA. RefSeq lists its product as uncharacterized. The transcript has 3 exons. The record is from RefSeq and is a predicted model, not a curated record. NCBI's taxonomy places the organism in Eukaryota, Fungi, Ascomycota, Sordariomycetes, Hypocreales, Nectriaceae. The coding region runs from base 1 to 1437 and encodes 478 amino acids.